AAACCCAAAAAAGAAAGUCAGAAAGUCAGAAAGUCAAAUCUGUCCAACCGGUCCACUCCUCCCUCUCUCUUUUUAAAUUUCGCAGAAGAAGAAGAAGAAGGAAGCAAGAGCAAGAGAGAGAAGGAGAAAAAGAAUGUGUGGAAUAUUUGCGUAUUUGAAUUACAAUGUGAACAAAGAGAGGAGGUAUAUUCUUCAGGUUCUCUUCAAUGGCCUCCGCCGUUUGGAAUACAGAGGCUACGAUUCUGCUGGGAUCGCCAUCGAUUCAAAUUCCUCCGAUCCAAUUCCAUCAUCGUCUUCCUCCCACAGUUCCACCGUCUCUCCGCCCCCUCUCGUUUUUCGCAGAGAGGGCAACAUCGAGUCCCUUGUCAAAUCCGUCUAUCAAGAGGUUGCUGAAACAGAUUUGAAUUUGGAUGAAUCCUUUUCUGUCCAUGCUGGCAUAGCGCACACCCGGUGGGCAACCCAUGGAGAGCCAGCUCCGAGGAACAGCCAUCCUCAAAGCUCUGGUGAUGGAAAUGACUUCUUGGUUGUUCAUAACGGGGUUAUUACUAACUAUGAGGUCUUAAAGGAAACUCUAGUCCGACAUGGGUUCACAUUUGAAUCUGAAACAGACACAGAAGUAAUUCCAAAGCUUACCAAAUUUGUUUUUGACAAAGCAAAUGAAGAAGGUGAUCAGACUGUCACAUUUAGUCAAGUGGUGCUUGAAGUUAUGAGGCAUCUUGAAGGAGCCUAUGCUCUUAUUUUUAAAAGCCGGCACUAUCCAAAUGAAUUGAUUGCUUGCAAACGUGGCAGUCCAUUGCUCCUUGGUGUCAAAGAUUUAACAGAAAACAUGAACAAUGCAUCAGCAUUUCAUGAUGAAAAAUUCCUCUCAAAGAAUGAUCAUCCCAAAGAACUUUUCUUAUCCAGUGAUGCCAAUGCUGUUGUUGAACACACAAAGAAAGUUUUGGUUAUUGAGGAUGGUGAAGUAGUUCAUCUUAAGGAUGGAGGGGUAACAAUCCUGAAGUUCGAUAGUGACAAGGGAAAACAUGGCGGUUCCUUUUCUAGGCCUGCUUCUGUGCAACGUGCAUUAUCUGUUCUUGAGAUGGAGGUUCAGCAAAUAAAUAAAGGAAAGUAUGAGCAUUAUAUGCAGAAAGAAAUUCACGAACAACCGGAAUCUCUGACAACCACAAUGAGGGGGAGGCUAAUUCGUGGAGGCUCCCACAAAGCCAAGACAGUUCUUUUGGGUGGGUUGAAAGAUCACCUUAAAACAAUUAGGCGUAGCAGGCGGAUAGUUUUCAUUGGUUGUGGAACAAGCUAUAAUGCUGCUUUAGCUGCAAGACCCAUCUUGGAAGAACUUUCUGGUGUCCCUGUUACUAUGGAAGUUGCUAGUGAUCUCUUGGAUCGGCAAGGACCAAUUUAUCGAGAAGACACAGCUGUUUUUGUUAGUCAAUCUGGUGAAACUGCAGAUACUUUACUUGCAUUGGAAUAUGCUUUAGAAAAUGGUGCAUUAUGUGUUGGCAUAACAAACACUGUCGGUAGUGCAAUAGCCAGGCAUACGCAUUGUGGCGUACAUAUAAAUGCUGGUGCUGAGAUUGGUGUGGCAAGUACCAAGGCAUACACAAGUCAAAUAGUAGUGAUGGCCAUGUUAGCGCUAGCAAUUGGAGGUGAUACCAUUUCCAAUGAAGCCAAAAGAGAAGCUACAAUAGACGGUCUGAUUGACUUGCCAAACAAAGUCAGAGAGGUGUUGCAGCUUGAUCAGGAAAUGAAGGAUCUUGCAAAACUAUUGAUUGCUGAGCAGUCACUCCUUGUGUUUGGGAGAGGAUACAAUUAUGCAACUGCCCUGGAGGGUGCUUUGAAAGUAAAGGAAGUGGCUCUUAUGCAUAGUGAAGGAAUACUUGCAGGUGAAAUGAAACAUGGUCCUUUGGCUCUAGUUGAUGAAAAUCUCCCUAUUGUUGUGAUUGCUACUCGUGAUGCUUGCUUCAGCAAGCAGCAGUCUGUAAUUCAGCAACUUCAUGCCCGCAAAGGUCGGCUAAUAGUGAUGUGUUCAAAAGGAGAUGCUGCUGCAGUGUGCCCUGGGGAAUCUUGUCGCGCAAUUGAAGUUCCGCAGGUUGAGGAUUGUCUUCAACCUGUUGUUAAUAUAAUCCCCUUACAGUUGCUAGCAUAUCAUCUCACUGUCUUGAGGGGGUUCAAUGUUGAUCAGCCUCGGAACCUGGCAAAGAGUGUGACAACCCAGUAGAUUUCUGCUGACCAAACUCAUGCGUCUUUGACUCUUACACAAUGAGAGAAUUCAGGAUCCCAGCUGAAACCAAACGGCACCUUUAGAAUUUUUUUUUUUUUUUUGUGUGUAUAUUUUUGGCUAUGUAAACGGCAACACAGAUGCAUUUUCUGGUAUUUAUGCUGAGGUUAUAAUAUGGUAUUGUAAAUUAUCAGAAAUAGGAUCAUUAAAACAAUCAAAUGAUGCUAUUUUUUGGUCACAUUCCAACAAUGAGUUCUAUACAGUCAAAUCUAGUUAUUAUGUAGCUAA
This is a messenger RNA of Quercus robur (English oak), 2500 nucleotides long. Its product is annotated as glutamine--fructose-6-phosphate aminotransferase [isomerizing] 1. Bases 134 to 2212 code for a protein of 692 amino acids. Gene Ontology annotation, molecular function: carbohydrate derivative binding; L-glutamine:D-fructose-6-phosphate transaminase (isomerizing) activity. NCBI's taxonomy places the organism in Eukaryota, Viridiplantae, Streptophyta, Magnoliopsida, Fagales, Fagaceae. The record is from RefSeq and is a predicted model, not a curated record. Gene Ontology annotation, biological process: fructose 6-phosphate metabolic process; protein N-linked glycosylation; UDP-N-acetylglucosamine metabolic process. The transcript has 11 exons.